CAGUAUAUAAAUUGCUUCUUAGCGAAAAACUUCUCAAACGCUAUUAGUUCUGCUUGCUAAAACAAGAUUGCAUUGACGUGAAAUAAAAAACGCGUAAUUUUUUUUCAGAGAGAAUUUUGUUCCAUUUUCAAACUACGUUAAAAUGAAUCGUGUUAUUUUCGUUUCUGUCGCGGUGUUUCUUUUAGUUGCACCAACAUUCACUUUGCCAGUCAAUGAAAAAUCGGUUGAAGGAUCACCCGAAGUGCCCGCCAAACAUCCAGAAGAAAAUGAAGUAAAUGGUGAUGUAAAUCGUGAUGUUGAAACAAUCGAAAACCAUGAAAUAAAAUCGGACGAAAAUACUGAUGACACUACUUCAUCGGUGACUGGCCAAAGCACAGGAAUUAUAACUCGGAUCGGAAUUCAUGGUGAUUUCAACUGCAGAAACAUCGUGUGCCCUUCUGGAACUCAAACAUGCAAAUAUGAAUCGAAAAUAUUAAGAGAUGGCAAAAAUGCGGAAGUCAAUUACAAAUGCACAUCUAGCAACGGAACUGUUCUUUUGGAUCAAACAAAGACAGAGCCAGCUGGGGAAACUACACGUUUUGAUGGAUUUGAUAUUUCUGGUUUUUUCAAAGAAAUGCAAGAAUUCAUGAAAAAUAUGUUCAGCAAUCCAUUUUUUGGCAGCGACGAAAUUGAACAACAGUAAAUGAAACAAUAUUUUUAUGAAAUCAUGAAAUCAGGGCUUUAAUUAUAGAAUGCUUGUAAAUAAUAAACAGUUAGUGCAAAUUAAAAAAGAAGAAAAACAAUAAAAAAGUCAAUUUAUAUAAAAAAAUUAUUAUCUAA
Messenger RNA from Contarinia nasturtii (swede midge), 819 nucleotides. RefSeq lists its product as uncharacterized. The record is from RefSeq and is a predicted model, not a curated record. Lineage: Eukaryota; Metazoa; Arthropoda; Insecta; Diptera; Cecidomyiidae. The coding region runs from base 143 to 682 and encodes 179 amino acids. The transcript has 3 exons.